CUAAAAUAUUUUCCCUUAAACUCAAUCCUAAACCAAUACAUAACCAGAUUCCAAACCGGACAAUCUAAAUCUAAUCACCUAAUCUUCCCUAAUUAGAACCGUAAUUAAGAAAAAAAAGGACACAGACAAAACUCCAAUCUCUCUCUCUCUCUCUCUCAUCUCCGUCUCUCUGCGCGCAUGAUCCACAGUGUUCCACUAAUGCACCGCCCGUGACUCUCUCUAAUGGUCUGUGACUUGUAAUCCAUCUUUCCUUCCCCUAUUUUUAUUUUUAUUUUUCCCUCAUAAAUUUAUAAUUUAAUUUCCAUACACACUCACUUACCUAUACAUAUAUAUAUAUAUAUACAUUCAUCUCUAAUGUCUUCUUCGAAACUCCAUCAUCCCCACCGCAGAAAACUCCCAAUCCGCUGCUUCUGUCUCUUAAUCCUCGCCAUGUCUUCCAUUCUCAUCCUCCUCUUCUCUCUCUUCCUCUUCUCCUCUCCCUCCUCCUCCUCCCGUCACCACCACAGUCACCACAAUUCCCGCCGAUCACCUUCCGGCGACACUCCUCCGGCCUAUCCCUCGCAGUCUCCCUCUGCUCAGAUCCGUCUCGCUUGUAACGCAACUCGUUACCCAGACCAAUGCGUCUCUUCACUAUCCGAACCGGGUCUUGUCCCUCCCGAUUCCAAACCGAUCCAGAUCAUCCACUCAGCGAUCUCAAUCUCUUUCCAAAACCUCAAGACCGCCCAAUCAAAAAUCAAGUCCAUCGUAGACUCCUCCGUAGGGAAUCUGAACCGUACCAACGCCGCCAAGACGUGUCUCCAGCUCCUCUCUUACUCCGAGCACCGGACCCAAUCUACGGAUCAGGCUUUGACACGUGGUAAAAUCAAAGACGCUCGAGCUUGGAUGAGCGCUGCUCUCGUGUACCAGUACGAUUCAUGGUCAGCGCUCAAGUACGUCAACGACACCAGCCAAGUCGGCGAAACGAUGUCGUUUCUCGACGCACUUAUCCACCUCAGCAGCAACGCGCUUAGCAUGAUGGUCUCCUACGAUAACUUCGGAGACAACGUCGCCUCGUGGACCUCCCCUGCAACCGAACGUGACGGGUUCUGGGAUAAGACUGGGCCGGUUCUGGGCUCGGAUACAGGGCCUAAUUUGGGUUUUCCUUCCGGUUUGAAAGAAGACGCCACCGUUUGUAAAGACGGGAAAUGCGCUUACAAGACGGUGCAAGACGCCGUUAACGCUGCGCCGGUGGGUAACGGAAAGCGUAAGUUUGUCAUAAAGAUUAGCGAAGGAGUGUACGAGGAGACCGUUAUUGUUCCGUUUGAGAAGAAGAACGUCGUGUUCAUCGGAGACGGUAUGGGCAAAACGGUCAUUACAGGUUCUUUGAACGCCGGUAUGCCUGGGAUCACCACGUACAACACUGCAACUGUCGGAGUGGUAGGGGAUGGAUUCAUGGCUCGUGACUUAACGUUCCAGAACACGGCGGGACCAGACGCUCAUCAAGCGGUGGCGUUUAGAUCCGACAGCGAUUUCUCUCUGCUCCAGAAUUGUGAGUUUCUUGGGAACCAAGACACGCUCUACGCACAUGGUCUUCGACAGUUCUACAAAAACUGCCGUAUUCAAGGAAACGUUGACUUCAUCUUUGGCAAUUCUGCUGCUGUCUUCCAAGACUGUGAAAUCUUAAUCGCACCGCGUCAGCUUAAACCCGAGAAGGGAGAGAAAAACGCAGUCACUGCCCAAGGUAGAAUUGACCCGUCACAGUCCACGGGUUUCGUGUUUUUGAACUGUUUGAUUAACGGAACAGAGGAGUACAUGAAGCUGUUUAAUGCUAAUCCUAAGGUGCAUAAGAACUACUUGGGGAGGCCAUGGAAAGAUUACUCGAGGACUGUCUUUAUAGGUUGUAAUCUAGAGACUUUGAUCACUCCUGAUGGAUGGUUACCCUGGAGCGGGGAUUUCGCGCUCAAGACACUUUACUACGGCGAAGCUAAGAACACGGGUCCGGGAUCGGAUAGGUCACAAAGGGUUUCGUGGAGCAGCGAGAUACCGGAUGAGCAUGUGCAUGUGUAUUCGGUGGCUAACUUUAUUCAGGCUGAUGAGUGGGCUUCGAUGUAUGCUUGAAGCCUUGAAUCGUAAAAUUAUAAAGGGUUUAGGGGGAUGUUUUAUAAAGAAAACUUUGUCAUUGUACUUUAGCUGAGAAAGUUAAUGCAAACUUUGCAUUUAUGUCAUAUCAAAUUGAAAGUUCAGAAUUUUAGGACUAAUGAAGUAAAACAAUAAAGUUUCAACCUUUGGAAAGAAA
Messenger RNA from Capsella rubella, 2275 nucleotides. RefSeq names its product probable pectinesterase/pectinesterase inhibitor 51. Gene Ontology annotation, molecular function: pectinesterase inhibitor activity; pectinesterase activity. The transcript is spliced from 2 exons. The record is from RefSeq and is a predicted model, not a curated record. Bases 355 to 2097 code for a protein of 580 amino acids. Gene Ontology annotation, biological process: cell wall modification. Lineage: Eukaryota; Viridiplantae; Streptophyta; Magnoliopsida; Brassicales; Brassicaceae.